AUGUUAUUAACUUUGAAAAUUGCAAUCCUAUUUUAUAUUUUUAUCUCGAUUAAUGCAAGACAUUUACCGCCUAAUAUCACACAAAUUAAUUUAUUGAGUCAAAAUAUAACAAAAAAACAAGAUCAAGAGUAUAACAACCUAAUUACAUCAUCAUUACCUAAAAUAUAUGGUGUAAAUUUAGGUGGUUGGUUAGUUACUGAACCAUGGAUUACACCUUCAAUAUAUGAACAUAUAGAAAAAAAAUAUGGAAUUUUACCAAUUGAUGAAUAUAAUUUAUGUAAAAUUUUAGGAAAAGUAAAAGCUAAACAAUAUUUAACAACACAUUAUGAAACAUUUUAUAAUGAAAAUGAUAUUGAAAAAAUUUCAAAAUUAGGAUUAAAUUUAAUUAGAAUUCCAAUUGGUUAUUGGGCUUUUGGGCUUUUAGAAAAAGAUCCAUAUAUACAAGGACAAGAAUAUUAUUUAGAUUUAGCUGUUAAAUGGAGUUUACAAUAUAAUUUAAAAUUUCAAAUUGUUUUACAUGGUUUACCUGGUAGUCAAAAUUGUUUUGAUAAUUCCGGACAAAAAUGUUUAAAACCAAAUUGGUUUGAAUAUGAUGAAAAUUUGACAUUAACUUAUAAAAUUUUAGAUUAUAUUGUUGAUAAAUAUGGUAAUAUGACUAAUAUUCAUAGUAUUGAAGUUGUUAAUGAACCAAUGGGGUGGACAUUAGAUGAGAAAAAAUUAAAAGAUUUUUACAAUUAUUGUAUAAAUUUAUUUAAAGAAAAGAAUAUCAAAGCUAAUUUAGUAUUAUCAGAUGCUUUUUUCAAUUUAGAACAUUGGUAUAAUUUUCCUGGAAAUUUCAUAUUAGAUCAUCAUUUAUAUGAAAUAUUCACAGAUUGGCAAAUUAAUUAUACAUUCAAUGAACAUAUAAAUAAUAUUAGAUCAAUGAGUAAAAGAUUAAAAAAUACAGGUCAUCCAAGUAUUGUUGGAGAAUUCUCAGGAGCUAUGGAUGAUUGUACAAAAUAUCUUAAUGGUGUAGGUAAAGGAAGUAGAUGGGAAGGUAAUCUUGAAUCUUCUACUCUACAUCCAACAACUGGAAAAUCAUGCAAAAAUAGAGAUAAUCCAAAUUUAAAAUUAUCAAAACCAUUUUCAAAAAAACUAAGAUAUUUUUUAAAAGAACAAUUUUAUAAUUUUGAAAAAUUUAGUUAUGGUUGGAUAUUUUGGUGUUGGAAAACUGAACUGUCAUUAGUUUGGGAUAUGGAAAGAUUAAAUGAUUUAAAUUUAUUGCCAAAACCUUUAUUUAAUUAUCGAUUAAAUAUCAAAGCUGAAAUUGAAAAAAAUUGGGUAAAUUUUAUAAAUAAUACUAAUUGA
Molecule: messenger RNA, 1347 nt
Organism: Lodderomyces pseudojiufengensis
Lineage: Eukaryota; Fungi; Ascomycota; Pichiomycetes; Serinales; Debaryomycetaceae
Gene: SPR1
Product: Spr1p
Exons: 1
Coding region: 1-1347 (448 amino acids)
Biological process (GO): glucan catabolic process
Cellular component (GO): cell surface; extracellular region
Molecular function (GO): glucan exo-1,3-beta-glucosidase activity
Source: RefSeq, a predicted model, not a curated record